This is a messenger RNA of Seminavis robusta, 705 nucleotides long. The record is from the annotation of a GenBank genome assembly. NCBI's taxonomy places the organism in Eukaryota, Bacillariophyta, Bacillariophyceae, Naviculales, Naviculaceae.
AUGAACGACACCUUUCUGUUCAUGGUCUGGGAUUUUAGUACCUGCUCAACAGAUUCUCGUGUUGUCGCUUUCGGUUCCUGGUUAGUUGGUCUUGAACUUUGGUUAGCUACGUGCACAGAUGAUGGGGGGCGACGACUUUCAAGCCCCACCGGUCCAAGCAAGUUGCCUAUGGUAAAGCAACCUACCGUGUUCCUUGUCGUUGUCAAAUGCAUUGCGGCCAGUACGGCACUGCACUGUACGGUACGAAUGAGGACAACUUCCAAUGCGAUCCCCAAUGCGGAUGUACAAACAAAAGAUCUUACUUGCGUUCGUGCCGACCAAGAGAAUUAUCCAAUUGGUCAGCCAACAAACUUUCAUGCGAGGCAAAGUGUACUUCGCGGCUGCUUCCACCUGCCUCUCAGAGACGUGCGAAGAAUGCCAACAAGCAAGGCAGAUGGUGCCAACCAGGACGUCGAAUGUCGUCUCGUCGAUCGUGUUGGGCGCGAUACUUCACUACGAGAGUCCUUACGGAGCUACGCUUGGAGAGUUCAUUUAUUAGGCAUUCGUAUAAUAAGUAUCCUCUUGCAGCUCAGUGGUAGCAACAGCGCGGCUACCCACAAGGUCUUUGGUUGCCAUCCAAAGCCAUCCACCUGCUUGGCGCAACAAAGCAUGCUACUAGGCAGUGACUUGUGCUUCAAAAAGACUACCAGUAGCUACCUACCGUGA